UAAUGUAAGAACCUAAAUACAAAGCCAUUUUCCUGUCGUAACUAAUACUAGACAGUGACACCUGAGACAGACAACCUUCAAGUUCAAGAUGCAGCAGAAACACAAGUUUACUCUUCACUGUUUACAUUUUACAUAGAAAGAGAGAAAGUGACAACUGAAGAAAUAGAGAGAGAGAGUGAAGAACAUAAUAAAAGGAGUGAUGUUGGUGGUGGGAGGGAAGCAGUAGUUUUGUUUAUGCACACUCUUAGCUGGACAAGGCGGGAUUUCCGGCGGUCAAACCCGCCAUACAACCCAACCGGUGCCGUAUUCUCUUCUCUCUCUCUCCCUCCCACCAGUUCCACAACACUCUCACUCAUUCAAUACCAUACCAUACCCUUCCUUUAAUUGUUGAAGAAUCAUUGGUUUUCCAAGACAUAGAGAUGAGAAGAAGGAGGAGAAGAUGAUGAGUAGCAGCACUGAAAGCGUCAAAGAUUUGUCACCGCAAAGUUUGAACAAUCAAAGCCUCGUGAUUAAGUUACAGACAUUGGUAGAUACAAAUUUGCAUACGUAUUUGGGAGUCAGAUGGUACUAAUGUUUGGAUCCUUUGGUCAGCGCUUGUAAUAAGACAUGGUGAAUCUGCUAGGCAUGGUGUGGUUUGGACUCUUGUUCUUGUUGCUGUUUAACUUUGAGUUCACAUUGGAGCAGGUUGUUGUUGAGCCACUGAGUUCAACCGCGGAGCGAGCUGCGCUGCUCCAGCUUCGAUCCUCUUUGGGCUUGAGGAGCAAGGAAUGGCCAAUAAAGGGUGACCCUUGUUUUAUCUGGAGUGGUGUGAGUUGCCAGAAUGGUAGUGUUGUUGGCAUCAACAUCUCUGGCUUUAGAAGAACCAGGCUUGGGAAGCAAAACCCAAAAUUUUCUGUGGAAGCCUUAGCCAAUCUCACCCUCUUGGAGUUUUUCAAUGCCUCCAAUUUUCUUCUCCCUGGUGCUAUCCCUGAUUGGUUUGGUCAGGGGCUACCUUCACUUACAGUGCUAGAUCUUCGUUCAAGUUCAAUCAAUGGUGCUAUUCCUUCAAGUUUUGGGAAUUUAACAAGCCUCACUAGGCUCUAUCUUUCUGAUAACAAUCUUACUGGGGUGCUUCCUGUUAGUCUUGGUCAACUCUUAGCACUUUCAGUGCUUAAUCUUUCCAGAAAUGCUCUUAGUGGGUCCCUGCCAUCAUCAAUUGUCUCUCUUGUGAACCUUUCUUCCCUUGAUAUUUCUGAUAAUUAUUUAUCCGGGUCCAUUCCCACUACCAUUGGGGCACUCUCCAAGUUGCAAUACUUGAAUCUUUCCAAUAAUGGCCUAACUUCUUCUGUACCUGCAGAAUUGGUCAACCUUAGUGGCUUGGUUGACCUUGAUCUUAGUGAGAAUUCCUUCUCUGGUGCUUUGCCAGAACAGUUGUGGUCUCUGCCGAGAUUGAGCUUCCUGGAUGUCUCGAGCAAUAACUUCACCGGUCCACUUCCUAAUUCUAGUUCAAUUUUUAAUUCUACUGCUAGGGAGCUCAAUAUUUCUCAUAAUAUGUUUUAUGGAAGCCUCAGUCCUCUGCUUAGAAGGUUCAGUUCCAUUGAUGUGUCAAACAAUUAUUUCGAGGGAAGGGUUCUAGACUUCAAGAUUGAUGUAUAUCUAGAUAGCAAUUGCCUCCAAAAUGCAACUUAUCAGAGGACACCAGUGGAAUGUGCAUCAUUUUAUGCUGACAGGGGCCUAACAUUUGAUAAUUUCGGACGACCAAAUUCAUCAGGAGCUCCAGAAGCAAAAGGCUCUGGGAAGAGCAAUAAAAACAAGAUAAUCUUGGCAGCAGUGUUGGGCGGGGUGGGCUUGAUUGCAGUAUUGUUGUUACUAGUACUGCUGCUUCUAUGCAUUCGCAGGAGAAGUAAUACAAAUCAAAGGGGAAAUGGUGUCGGCCCCGCUCCUCCUGGUAGCAGUCCUCCACAUCCUGGUGUACCAAUCAACUACUCAAAUGUUGGAGACUCAUUUACAUAUCAUCAGUUGCUCCAGGCCACAGGUGAAUUCAAGGAUGAAAAUCUUAUCAAACAUGGGCAUACUGGGGAUCUCUUCAAUGGUGUUUUGGAAAAUGGGAUUCAUGUAGUUAUCAAAAGGAUUGACAUUCGUUCGACUAAAAAGGAUGAUGACUUGUUGGAAUUGGAUUUUUUCAAUAAGGUUUCUCAUCCAAGAUUUGUUCCCCUGUUGGGUCAUUACUUAGAAAAUGAGAAUGAGAAGUUCCUGGUUUACAAACAUAUGCCAAAUAUGGACUUGUCAAAUAGCCUGUACUACAAAAAAACGCAAUCUGAAGAUGAUACUUUGAAGUCAUUGGACUGGAUAACAAGGUUGAAAAUUGCCAUUGGAGCAGCAGAGGCCCUAUCUUAUCUGCACCAUGAAUGUAAUCCACCCAUUGUUCACAGAGAUAUCCAAGCAAGCAGUAUUCUUUUAGAUGAUAAGUAUGAAGUUCGGUUAGGGAGUCUAAGUGAAGCAUGCCCUCAAGAUGGGGAUGCACAUCAAAGUAAAAUCACUCGGUUGCUGCGGUUGCCUCAGCCCUCUGAACAAGCCACAACUGGUACAUCAACAUCAGUUUGUGCCUAUGACGUGUAUUGCUUUGGGAAAGUGUUACUUGAACUGGUGACCGGCAAGCUAGGAAUUAGUGCCUCCAGUGUUGCUGAAGAAAAACAAUGGUUGGAUCAGGUGCUACCUCACAUUCAUAUUUAUGACAAGGAGCUCUUGACAAAAAUAGUGGAUCCGUCUCUGAUGGUGGAUGAUGAUCUCUUAGAGGAAGUGUGGGCAAUGGCGAUUGUUGCCAAGUCUUGCCUAAAUCCCAAAUCUUCAAGAAGACCCCCUAUGAAAUAUGUUCUCAGGGCUUUGGAAAACCCUCUCAGAGUUGUGAGGGAAGAAAGUUUCAGCUCAUCGCGGCUCAGAACAACCUCUUCUAGAAGCUCUUGGAAUGCUGCAUUGUUUGGUAGUUGGCGCCAUAGCUCAUCGGAUGUGACAGUGAUUCCACCAGCCUCUGGUACACGAGUAGAAGGAGGAAGCAGUUUAAAGCGUUCCGGUACUACCGGCUCGCAGGGUAGCUUCCCGAACACUGGAGGUGACGUGUCAUCACCUCGCGGGCGGCACUCGAGGGAGAUAUUCCCAGAACCACCUGGAGCUGAUGAUGUUGAGAGGCAGGAGCUGGAGUAACUGAAGUAAACAUUGUUCAGUAACAUGUUACAGCAGGAUUUCCAUUCCCAUUGCUGUUUGCUAAUACCACAUGCUCUUUAGUACAUGUUUGGAAAUCUUCUUACAAAUAAACUUCAAGGUAAAAUCAACUAAGGGGAGAAGCUUAUGUGAGUAGCUUCAAGGUGUCAGAAUUAAUUCUGAGGAAAAAGAAGUUGAUCCAAACAUGCUAUUAUUUGUUUUGGGCAUUGCUUGUGUAUUGGAAGUGGAAGGUGCAUAGUGUACAUUUCUGUGGUCAAAGUUGCAUUCAGAUUUCUUGAACUUGUCCCUAUUCAAAGGAUACUUGUAUUUCUUUAUAAGUGAGUUUUGGACACACAAACUUGGGUGUAUUGACAGAUAUAGAGAGCCAGAAGGCAGAGUGCUAUAGUAGAUUAGAACACUUCGGCUGCUUGUUAGAAACAAACAAGCCACAAAUUUUUCCUCUUGUAAUUGAUUUUUUAUUUGAUUAACUCCAUUGUCAGACUCUAGAGUCUUGUCUUGGAAUGUAAAUUUGGAUGAUCCUAUUUGUUGUUAUUCUGGAAAAAAGGGACAGCAUAAAGAAAUGUUAUACAGAUUCUUUUGGCUCUGAAUCAAUUUGUUG
This is a messenger RNA of Lotus japonicus, 3796 nucleotides long. Its product is annotated as probable LRR receptor-like serine/threonine-protein kinase At2g16250. Gene Ontology annotation, molecular function: protein binding; ATP binding; protein kinase activity. The record is from RefSeq and is a predicted model, not a curated record. Gene Ontology annotation, biological process: protein phosphorylation. Lineage: Eukaryota; Viridiplantae; Streptophyta; Magnoliopsida; Fabales; Fabaceae. Bases 607 to 3180 code for a protein of 857 amino acids. The transcript has 5 exons.